Prorocentrum cordatum is the source of this 285-nucleotide messenger RNA. Lineage: Eukaryota; Dinophyceae; Prorocentrales; Prorocentraceae. The record is from the annotation of a GenBank genome assembly.
GAGCUCGGCACGGGGCGCUCGCGGGGCUUCGGCUUCGUGAGUUACGAGGACCGCGUCAGCGCCGCGACGGCGAUCAAGAAGAUGCAGGGCUACAAGGUCCUCGGCAAGCGCUUGAAGGUCGAGUUCAAGAAGGGCGAGGGCGGGGGGCGGAGCGACAUGGCCGACGGGCUGGGCGAUCCUGCAGACGAGGACGAGGCCGCGGGCAGGAGGGCUGGCCAGUCCGACGAGAGGCUGAUCGGCUACCUGCGGGCCAUAUCCGCCAAGAACGCGGUGCAGACGCUGAAG